Messenger RNA from Hevea brasiliensis (rubber tree), 644 nucleotides. RefSeq names its product non-specific lipid-transfer protein 2-like. NCBI's taxonomy places the organism in Eukaryota, Viridiplantae, Streptophyta, Magnoliopsida, Malpighiales, Euphorbiaceae. Bases 93 to 371 code for a protein of 92 amino acids. The transcript has a single exon. The record is from RefSeq and is a predicted model, not a curated record. Gene Ontology annotation, biological process: lipid transport.
UCUCCCUCUCUCUCUCUCUUUCACACACACACUCUCCGACGAGUUCUUCUGUGAGUUAUCUCCAUUUCUUUCUUAGGUUCGAAGUGUUGAAAAUGAAGACAUCAUAUGUAGUAGUUUGCACUCUGAUGGUGCUACUCCUGGCCGAGGCACAGGUAACAAUUGCAGUGACAUGUAGCCCAGCAGAGCUGAGCUCUUGUGUGAGUGCAAUCACAUCAUCUUCUCCACCGUCAAAACAGUGCUGUGACAAGAUCAAAGAACAGAAGCCUUGCCUUUGCCAAUACCUCAAGAACCCAAACCUGAAGAAAUUCAUCAACACACCAAACGCCAGGAAGGUUGCUAGCACUUGUGGAACUCCAUUCCCUAAGUGCUAGAAAAGAUUUUCAGAUGAGUCUCAAAUUUCUCAGUCCUGCUUGGAGAGAUUAAUUAGUCUUUUUUAUGUAUCUUUAAAUUUGGUGUGGGCAUGAAUAUAUCUAAGUGGCAGAGCACUAGUAAUAAUAUGUUGGGUCACAUGUGAAUGUUGCCUAACUUUGUUCUUUGGUGUGGUUUAGUCAUGUACUAUUUGGAAAGGCACUGCCUGUAAUGGAUCUAAUCAGUUGGAUCAUCACAAUUAUUAUAAUGUUAAUCUAAUUACCUGCAGUUUAUUU